ACGACAACGACAGCGACGGCGACAACGACAGCAAUGUGUCUGACAAGCCUCUGCCAUCGCCCAUCUUCCUCCACUUCACUAAUGUAGAAGACAUGCCGACUACUGGCAGUCAAGCUGCGUUGCUUCACGGCUCAUGGGCUGCAGUUGGAAUCAGCCUGCUGGUGUUUGGGCUGCGGAUCAUCGCCAAGUACCGCAUCCACAAGAUCCGAAGCGACGACUAUGUCAUGGCUGCUGCAGUGAUUCUGCUGGUCGCGUCGGCUGCCAUGGUGACGGUAGCCGUCCACUAUGGAUUCGGCCUGUCCGUUCCAAGUGCAACGUCUGUGCAGGCCCAGAUGUACUUUACGUUGUUCCAGGUGUUUUGUAUCCCCGCCACGGCGCUGGCCCGGGUGUCGUUCAUCCUGUACAUGCUGGGGAUUGUGUUUAGCCGGCGCAGCCGAAUCGUGUACUGGACGUUUGCCGUGCUGCAACUCCUGGUGAAUUCCAUUUCUGUCAUCCUGAUCCUCGCCCAGUGUCCCAACAUACAGGGCGUCUGGGAUUCGGCGGAAGCACACGGCUGUCUGCCGGCUCAUAUACAACAGGAUUGGGGGACGGCACAAACCACAUUCAACAGCUUCACCGACAUGUAUCUUGCUGUCUUUCCCAUCUGGAAAAUCUGGCACAUCCAUCUUCGCCUGCGGACGAAGAUCAGCCUGAUUGUCCUGCUGAGCUUGGGCAUCUUCGCGAUGGGCGCAUCCAUUGCACGCACAGUCGAGCUCAACCGCGUGUACGACAGCCGCAGUUCAGUCCCAAACCUGGUCCCUCUUGUCCGCUGGACGCUCGUCGAGUGCUGCCUGGUUGUCGUGGCUGCCUCUCUUCCCUGCAUGCGGUCUCUCACCAUCUCCUUUGGACAGAAAAUCAUCACCAUAAGCCAUUUCCCCUGGUUCGGACGCAGCGCACAGCCUGUGGCGAUGAGCGAAUCGUUCCAGCAGCCGCGGUGGCCGGCAAUGCCAGACGGGCAACCCUCGCUGGACGAGAGCAGAUCGACUGCAGCAGUCUAUACUGCGGACAUUCCAAGUCCCAUUGAAUCAAAUCCACCCUUCCAAUUGGCCUCAAACCAUACUUCUGCCAUUGUUUGACAAGCAUUUAUAUAUGUGUCCGUACAUAUAUGAUAGACCGUCUAGAUUGAAGAGAGUAUUUCUUUUCUCCUAUGGUUCCUUAUUGAUAUUUCUUAGCCAGUGUUUAGGCAUCCAGAUGUACUACCUUAGAUGAAUCUCUAUAUCUCUGUAUUUCUUUAUAUAUUCACAAAUAAUAUAACUAUAAUACCAC
This is a messenger RNA of Penicilliopsis zonata CBS 506.65, 1305 nucleotides long. RefSeq lists its product as hypothetical. The coding region runs from base 93 to 1115 and encodes 340 amino acids. The record is from RefSeq and is a predicted model, not a curated record. Lineage: Eukaryota; Fungi; Ascomycota; Eurotiomycetes; Eurotiales; Aspergillaceae. The transcript is spliced from 4 exons.